UAUGUCACGUAUUUGCAUAGUGCAACUACCUCGAUCGUUUCUUUCAUCCGUCACUUUACAGAAGAAGAUUUUUGGUCCCCUUCACUUUUAGUCUGCUGCUGAAUCUUGACAAAAACACACACAAAAUGAGAUCCCUCUUCCUCAUCGGACUUAUCGUGGGCCUUACCACCUCCGCAACCCCUCCGAAUUUCAAGUGCCCAGAGAACAACGGGUUUUUCGGGGAUCCGAAACAAUGCGAUAAAUAUUACGAGUGCCAGGACAACGUUCCCGAGGAGAAAUUAUGUCCUGAUGGAUUAUUAUUUGAGAUCAAGAAUCCGAACCACGAGAGGUGCGACUUGCCGUUUAACGUGGAUUGCGGGGAGAGGACCGAGUUGCAACCCGCCGUCUCCACGGUCCAGUGUCCCCGGAAGAACGGUUACUUCUCCCACGAGGACCCGCAAGUCUGUGACAAGUUCUACAACUGCGUGGACGGAGUUCCAAACUCUGUCCCCUGCCCAUCAGGACUGAUUUACGACGAUUACCAGGGGACUUGCACGUGGCCCGAGUCAGCGCAGAGACAGGGCUGUGAAAAGGAGAACAGGAAGAAGGAAAAACUGGCCGACGGGUUUUCCUGCCCUGACGGGGAGGUCCUUGGGAACAACAACCGGCCCCUUCCGCACCCGACCUACCCCCAUCCCGAGGACUGUCAGAAAUUUUACAUUUGCAGGAAUGGGAUCCAACCUCAGUUGGGGAGCUGCCCCCCGGGGACCGUGUAUUCCGAGAGCAAUUUGAAGUGCGAGGAUCCCGAGGGGGUUCCGGGGUGUGAAAAAUGGUUCGACGACGACAAGAACUGAUCAGAUUUACUAUGGAAACUAUAUUUUUUUACAUACACAAUUUUUAUAAUAAAAACAUUGGAAAAUAAUAAAAGUGAAAUCUUUUCUAAAAAUAAAAGUUCUAAAAAUAUA
Molecule: messenger RNA, 944 nt
Organism: Folsomia candida
Lineage: Eukaryota; Metazoa; Arthropoda; Collembola; Entomobryomorpha; Isotomidae
Product: protein obstructor-E
Exons: 5
Coding region: 126-833 (235 amino acids)
Cellular component (GO): extracellular region
Molecular function (GO): chitin binding
Source: RefSeq, a predicted model, not a curated record